Molecule: messenger RNA, 2205 nt
Organism: Humulus lupulus (European hop)
Lineage: Eukaryota; Viridiplantae; Streptophyta; Magnoliopsida; Rosales; Cannabaceae
Exons: 7
Coding region: 1-2205 (734 amino acids)
Source: RefSeq, a predicted model, not a curated record
AUGGGUCUCUUAUAUGAAUUCUAUGACCAUAGGUACCUUUUGCAAGAGAAAAAGAGAGGAAAAGCCCUUGAUUCUGUAGCAAACUUUCACUUGCAGAAUGGAGAAGUGUAUAUGUCUAGUGAAGAUGAUACCCAAGAAAUGUUAUUUAGGCUUAGACAAUAUCUUGAGUCAUCGUCAGCUUCUCGUUCUUCAAGGACUAUCAUCGAUAAUCUUCUCUUUCAACGUCUUGCUCCACAAGUCAAUCCUGUUAAAGUGCCAUUACCGUCUGACAACGAAUCUGAUUCUGACGAUUCAGUUCGAUCCUAUAGAACAAUGGCCCAGCAAAGGACAUUGAAAGAGUUGGCAGCGCUAAAUCUUGACCAACAACCACUUUGCAUCCAGUAUCCAUCGUUGGAUGUAAACUUUGAGAUGAAGUCGGGCCUUAUCCACUUAUUGCCUUCUUUCCAUGGGUUGCCUGGUGAGGAUCUGAAUAAACAUUUGCAGGAGUUUCGUAUUGUCUAUUCUAGUAUGGAACCUACUGUAGUGACUAAAGAACAAAUUAAGCUGCGAGCUUUUCCUUUCUCCCUAAAGGAUACAGCUAAAGAGUGGUUGUACUAUCUUCCACCUGGUACUGUUGAAACCUGGAAUGGUAUGAAGACUUUGUUCCUGGAACAACAUUUUCCAGCAUCUAAAGUAUCAUCAGGAAAGAGAUCUGUGAUAAGUGAACAGCUCCUCAUUCAGUACUUUUAUGAAGGAUUACAAUCACUGGAUAGGAGUAUGAUUGAUGCAGCCAGUGGGGGUGCACUAGUUGAUAAGACUCCUGCUGCAGCUAGGAGCUUGAUUUCUCCAAUGGUACAACAACUAGCUUUAGGCCAACAGGUGAGGCCAUGUGGAAUCUGUCAAGUUGUGGGGCAUGCUACUGAUACUUGCCCUACUCUAUUUGAGGGAGAAACUGAGAGUGUUAAUGCUGUAGGAAAUUUCCCUGGUCAAUUACGUCAGAUGUACUAUGAACCCUUUUCACAAACUUAUAAUCUAGGCUGGCAUGAUCAUCCAAAUCUUCGUUAUGGGAAUCAACAACAAGUUGCUCCGCAGUCUACAUCUUCGAGACCACCUGGUUUCACUUUGCAACAACGUUCUCAAAAUAAUUUUGUACCUAGACCAUCACAAGCAUCGCAAGCUGCUCCACCACCAAGUGCCAAACCCUCUACUGAGGAUUUAAUCAAUGCACUUGCUAUAAAUACUCUUCAGUUUCAGCAAACCACCCAAGCUUCCAUCAAAAGUUUGGAGAAUCAGGUGGGACAAUUAGCAACAUCAUAUAAUAGGUUGGAAGCUCAUCUGUCUAAUAAAUUGCCUUCACUACCUGAGAUGAAUCCCAAGGAGAAUGCUAGUGCAGUAACUUUGCGAAGCGGGACACAAUAUGAUCUACCUAGUCCUCCAAUGCCCAGUAAAUUGUCAUCCAAGCCACAAGUUGAUUGCUCAGUUAAUGAAGAUUUUCCUCCAAAGCCAACCACCCCUACACAACUAAACCCUAAGCCUACUUUUGUCAUCCCACCUCCAUUCCUAAGCAGACUAAAGAAGAUUAAAAAGGAAGAGGUUGACAAGGAAAUUCUUGAUACAUUUCGAAAGGUAGAAGUGAAUAUUCCUCUUCUUGAUGUUAUUAAACAAGUGUCGCGCUAUGCCAAGUUUUUGAAAGAGUUGUGCACUAAUAAGCGUAAAUUGAGGGCCUCUAUCAAUGUCAUGUCAUUAUCCAUUUAUGCUUCAUUGAAUCUCGGUCCACUUAAAGAAACAGGGGUAAUUAUUCAACUUGCUGAUAGGUCGAAUACUUAUCCCAAGGGUGUAAUAGAAGAUGUUUUAGUUCAAGUUAAUGAAGAUGAAUCUAUUCCAUGCUCCACUCCAAUCUUUUUGGGGAGACCAUUCAUGAAAACAGCGAGAACUAAGAUUGAUGUGCAUGACGGUACAUUGACCAUGGAAUUUGAUGGGGAGACAAUUCGAUUUAAUAUUUUUGAGGCUAUGAGUGAAUUUUGUUUGGAGGUUGCGUUGAGAAAGCAUCUUGUGUUGACCGAUGAAGAUUUUUCUCAUGAGAUCAUGGAUGUCAUAACCACAUUCAAUAGUGGUUUUGACAAGACUUUUAAGAAUGUUGCAUUUCUUAAUUUACUGAUUUCUAGUGAGAAAUUGCAGCCAUCAAUUGUUCAAGCUCCUACACUUGAAUUGAAGCCACUUCCAUAG